This is a messenger RNA of Coniophora puteana RWD-64-598 SS2, 918 nucleotides long. RefSeq lists its product as uncharacterized. The record is from RefSeq and is a predicted model, not a curated record. The transcript has a single exon. Bases 1 to 918 code for a protein of 305 amino acids. Lineage: Eukaryota; Fungi; Basidiomycota; Agaricomycetes; Boletales; Coniophoraceae.
AUGCGCACAAUCACCAACCGGAUUGAAGAUGCCAUCAAUGCCGUCUACGCACCCCGUGGUUACACUGACAAGGACAUCGACCUGGCCAUCCUCGUUCAUUGCCUUGGCGGGCAAGCUCUCUUGACGGCCCUCAACAGGCGGCUUGCUAUCCCCUCCCUUCGGACGCUCGAGCACAAGCAUGCGUUUACCCAGGUUGAGGUCACCACCGGCCGCAUCCAGCCUUCCCACUUCACUCAGAACAUCCAGAACACCAUCCUGGCACCCCUGCAAAGUUCCCCCUUGUCUCCAGCCCUGUCAGGUCACACCAUCACCAUCGGCGAGAUGGCUAUCCAGGAGAAAGCCGACUUCGACGGCAAGUUGCAGAUGGUGCUCGGUAUCUGCCACCAGCACUCAGACGGCGUCAACCUCCGGCUCCACGAUGUCGCCUCUGCAGAAUGUAUAUGCGAGAAACUUGCCUCGGGCGAGUGCCACCUCGGGAAGGAGGCGACCAUCAUUGCGGUCACCACAUGGGGCAAUAACUCCAUACACCCUAUCCCUGCUGCCCCGUCAUGCAAGUCCGAGACGCCGGCUGAGAUUGCUGACACCAUGAAGCAGGCAAUCAACAGCUGGAAGACGACCGGUGCUCACAAUCAGCUAGGGCCCAUCUGGUCAGUUGCUACCGAUGGCGAUGCCACUUGCCGUCGUGGAUUUCAUGACUUCCUCCUCAAGGACGAGCUGGACUUCAACUCCCCCUUGUACCGUACUAUGUGUCUGCUCCCCGGGCUCAAUUUACAGGUUGGUGAGGGUGAUAUCACCCUGGACUUCAACUGGAAGCAUAUCUUCAAAUGUAUGUCUUUCUUUGCUCAUCGUAUCUGCAUUGCUAACAUCUUUAUUAGGUAUCUGUACACUCUUACAAAGCCCCAAGGGCAUUGUGCUUAA